AUGCAGAAGAUUGACACUCAUUGUCAUAUCAUUCCACCAGGUUGGAGAAAAUGGUGUGAAGAGUUUGGUUGGGAUAAACCCGAUGGCAUGUCCUGCAUCCCAGAAUGGUCACCAGAAGGCCAUAUCCAGCUUAUGGAUAGACUCGGCAUCAAAAAAUCUAUAUUGAGUAUUACAUCGCCUGGAACUCAUCUCAAAGUAAACGACUUCGAGCUCGCUAAGCGAAUCACCCGGGAGACCAACGAUGAGAUCGCCCAGAUCUGUCGCAAAUAUCAAGACCGGUUCGGCUGGUUUGCCUCACUCCCUCUCCCUGAUGUGGAAGGAUCUCUCGAUGAAAUUGAUCAUGCGCUGAAACUGGGUGCAUCGGGAUUUGCCCUGAUGACCAACGCUCAAGGCUACUACAUGGGCGAUAGACGAUUCGACCAAGUCUUCAAAAAGUUAAAUGAUCACAAGACGAUCAUUUUCAUGCACCCGACUCAAUGCUGUUCUCUUGAUAAUCCAGAUGCCGAUAAGCCUUUGGCUCAGUACCCGACGCCUAUGAUGGAGUACUUCUUUGACACAACUCGAGCUGUGGUCAAUCUACUUCUUUCUGGGACGGUGACACGCUUCGAGAACUUAACCUUUUUGGUUUCUCACUGCGGUGCUACAUUGCCUCCCAUAGUAGAGAGAUUUACUGCGUUCUCCACUAGAAUGCUUCAAGGAUGUGAGAAGUUGACGGGUGACCGGGUGAAAGAAUUAUUCCGAACUCGAUUUUUCUUUGACUUGGCUGGCAUGCCAUUCCCAGAUCUCAUUCAUGGCUACUUGAGAGUGGGACAGGCAGAUCGCUUACUUUACGGUAGUGAUUAUCCCUAUACCCCUGGGCCAGUGGUUGAGGGUUUGAGCCACAUUAUGGAUACUCAGCUGAAGGAGAUGUUUGAGGAGGCACAGAUUCAGAAGAUAUUUUCUGAAAAUGCAGAGUCACUUGGCCUCUGA
Messenger RNA from Penicillium subrubescens, 969 nucleotides. RefSeq names its product amidohydrolase family protein. Gene Ontology annotation, molecular function: carboxy-lyase activity; hydrolase activity. NCBI's taxonomy places the organism in Eukaryota, Fungi, Ascomycota, Eurotiomycetes, Eurotiales, Aspergillaceae. The transcript is spliced from 2 exons. The coding region runs from base 1 to 969 and encodes 322 amino acids. Gene Ontology annotation, biological process: secondary metabolic process. The record is from RefSeq and is a predicted model, not a curated record. Gene Ontology annotation, cellular component: cytoplasm; cytosol.